AUGCAUUUCAGGUCACGCUCUUUUGAAAGAAAAGAUCGAGCUGCCUGCCUUUUUUGUGGACUAUUUCUCAUUGAAGAUGUGCAAAACGAUGGGGAAGUUCAAGGUCUGCUUUUGCUUUUUAAAUGGCAGCGAUGUGUAACGCUAAAACUUAUCAGGAUUCUAUGGACGUAG
Molecule: messenger RNA, 171 nt
Organism: Brugia malayi
Lineage: Eukaryota; Metazoa; Nematoda; Chromadorea; Rhabditida; Onchocercidae
Exons: 2
Coding region: 1-171 (56 amino acids)
Source: RefSeq, a predicted model, not a curated record